Molecule: messenger RNA, 2607 nt
Organism: Vigna angularis (adzuki bean)
Lineage: Eukaryota; Viridiplantae; Streptophyta; Magnoliopsida; Fabales; Fabaceae
Product: autophagy-related protein 16
Exons: 5
Coding region: 614-2209 (531 amino acids)
Biological process (GO): autophagosome assembly
Cellular component (GO): autophagosome membrane
Molecular function (GO): protein binding
Source: RefSeq, a predicted model, not a curated record
AGUCCUUUCGAUCCAUCCACACCUGGAGAGAGACUACUGCAGCGUGUUCUUUCUUCUCUUCCAAAAUCCAUUCCCUUCUACACCUUUUCUUUGCCUAUUCUCUCCCUUUUUCAUUUUUCAUAUUCCUACUCUUCAAUUCACGAACGGGGAGGGAGGAACUCGUCGGUGGCUUCCAAGGAAAGAGGGGAUUUCCUAGACGCAAUUUGCGAAGUGUGGACCAACUUUAUUAUGUUUCGAUGCUAGUUUUAAGCUUUCGUUUUCGUUGUUGGUUAAUGGGUAAUCUUAAUUUUCGAUUGAUUGAUUGAUUGCCUGAUUUUUCCUUGUUAGGAUUAUGAAUUGAUGAAACGCUUUAGAGUGUUUUUAAUUUCUUACUUUGGAUAUUUUUCUUGAAUGGUGUUUGUGUGCUUUGCCAAAUGUCUGUUUCUCAGGUGUACUAACCUCUUCGUCAUUAUUAAUUAUGUAGUUAUACAUAUGGGUGGUUGGGAAGAAGAAAGUCAAGGGGUGUGUUUAUGAGGGUAGUUUGGAAAGAAAAAAAAACAUGGGGAAUGAAUAAGUAAAAUUGGGUGUGUAAAAAGUCAGGCCUUGUUCAUGUAUUGUGAGACCCAAGAUUUUGAUGGUAGGGAUUUGGGUAAACGCCCUUUGUCGUGGGACGCUAUUUGCAGUAAUGGCGAAAACAAACAAGUCGCAAGAAGAAAUUGCGUGUGAAGCUAUUAAACACGCUUUGAAGGCACUGCGGAAGCGCCAUUUGCUUGAAGAAGCCGCUCAUGGUCCCGCUGUUCUAGCUCUUUCUAGACCCUUUGUUUCUCAGGGCUCUGAAUGGAAAGAGAAAGCAGAGAAUCUUCAAGUGGAACUUCAGCAUUGCUACAAAGCUCAAUCUCGGCUGUCUGAGCAACUUGUUGUGGAAGUAGCUGAGUCCAGAGCUUCAAAAGCGUUGGUUCAAGAGAAAGAAAUUGCAGUUGCUGAUUUGCAAAAGGAAUUGACCGAAUUGAGGGAUGAGUGCUCUCAAUUAAAGGAAGACUUGGAAGAAAAGUUUAAAUCUCUAGAAGUGCUUGUUAGUGAGAAUACUGAACUUAAAGCCCAACUGGAGCAGAUGACUACUAAAGCAAAUAAAGCUGAAGCUGAGAAUAAGAUGUUGAUUGACCGCUGGAUGUUGGAAAAGAUGAAGGAUGCUGAACGCCUAAACGAGGCUAAUGCACUAUACGAAGACAUGGUCGAGAAACUAAAGGCCAGUGGCUUAGAGCAACUUGCAAGGCAGCAGGUGGAUGGCAUAGUUCGCCAAAGUGAAGAAGGUGCUGAGUUUUUUUUAGAGUCAAACAUUCCUUCCACAUGUAAAUACAGGCUUCGUGCACAUGAAGGUGGUUGUGCUUCCAUGUUGUUUGAGUACAAUUCCAGUAAAUUGAUUACUGGGGGACAGGAUCGCUUAGUUAAAAUGUGGGAUACAAAUACCGGAUCCUUAUCUUCUACACUUCAUGGCUGCCUUGGCUCAGUAUUAGAUCUCACUAUCACCCAUGAUAAUCGAUCUGUCAUUGCUGCAAGCAGCUCGAACAACUUGUAUGUAUGGGAUGUCCACUCAGGCCGUGUCCGUCAUACCCUUACUGGCCACACAGAUAAAGUUUGUACUGUUGAUGUGAGCAAGAUUUCAAGUCGUCAUGUUGUCAGUGCUGCUUAUGACCGUACCAUAAAAGUUUGGGACCUAGUGAAAGGUUACUGCACUAACACAAUCAUUUUUCACAGCAACUGCAAUGCUCUCUCCUUCAGCAUGGAUGGUCAGACCAUAUUUUCAGGACAUGCUGAUGGUAAUCUUCGGUUAUGGGCCAUUCAGAGCGGAAAGCUACUCAGCGAGGUUGCUGCACAUACAUCUGCAGUUACAUCAAUAUCCCUUUCUCGAAAUGGAAAUUUUGUACUGACCAGUGGAAGGGACAAUUUGCAUAAUUUGUUUGACGUGCGAUCUCUUGAAGUUUGUAGCACACUAAAAGCGGCAGGAAACAGAGUUGCUUCUAACUGGAGCCGCUCCUGUUUUAGUCCAGAUGACAAUCACGUUGCUGCUGGGUCUGCCGAUGGAUCUGUGUAUAUUUGGUCAAUUUCUAAAGGUGAUAUAGUCGGUACGCUCAAGGAACAUACUUCUUCUGUUCUAUGUUGUACGUGGAGCGGGAUCAGAAAACCCCUAGCUUCAGCUGACAAGAAUGGGGUAGUUUGUGUCUGGACAUAAUGGCCUUUUGCAUACACUCUGCUUUGAUUCCACUAAAAUUGAAAAAGGCUUCAAUAUAUAUAUGCAAGGAAGUGUGUGCUAUGGCUCAGUUGACUGCCUCAAUUCUUCAUUUCUGUUUUAUGUUCAUACAAGGUAUAUUAUCAACCAUGAAUAUUCCAUUUUUAACGAAGUUUCAUUUAAACUGGUCUCAGGGAUUAUUUGGAUGAACUUCUUCACAAUAACUUUUAGGAGAGAAAAAUAAGAAAACAAUUUAGAAUUUAUUUUUCUAUUUAGCUAAAAUUAGCUUAUAUAGGUAAGUUGAUUUGUAGAAAGUUUCUUAUAUGAUUUCCUCAAAUCAUUUGUGUAUAAGUACAUUUAAUUUGUCAUGAAGUUAAUUUCAAUUUCUUCUUUAUUUUGAG